Molecule: messenger RNA, 1658 nt
Organism: Pungitius pungitius (ninespine stickleback)
Lineage: Eukaryota; Metazoa; Chordata; Actinopteri; Perciformes; Gasterosteidae
Exons: 3
Coding region: 981-1589 (202 amino acids)
Source: RefSeq, a predicted model, not a curated record
UUUUUGACUUAAAUAGUUUACUAUUAACAAGCUUUUGUCUCAUUUUCAUUCAAAAUUAGAAAUGGUAUAUAAUAUUGAGCACCAUAUAUAUAAUCAGUCAUAAAAUAAUUAGCUUUAUCAUUUUAGGAGGAGGAGGUUGGAUACAGUAACAAAAAAUAAACUAUUAUACAACAACUAACUUCAUUCAUAAAAUUACAUUACGUUACUUAAAUAAAGUAGUAUUUAAAAACUUCGACAUAAAGUUGUGUUUAUUUUCCUCUGUCGUUGUUGCCUGUUGCUGAGGUGAAAUGCAUUCUGGGAUAUUUGGCCCUCACAAGAACAGACGAGCCUGCUCCGAUGCAUGCCCGGUAAAAUGGGCGGGGCGAGUCACAUCCGGGUAUUAUGACCGUUCUCGGCCAGAUGCGGACUUUAGAAUUGGAACAGUACUCGGGCUGCGACUGAUGACGUUUCACGAGUCCACGAGAGCAAAAGUCCACACAAGAACGCAUAUUGAGAAAGGGGCCGUUUCUCAAUACCUAAGACGGCGUGAACGGACUCGCGUUCCCGCGAGAAUAGACUCGGGAGACAGACUCGGGAGUCCUGACUCACGGGUACGGGAGAACGGAGAACGGACAUUUCCGCAAUUGGAACAGCAGCUGACUUGAUGACGUCAUCUCAGUAGGCGGUCUUUGUUUACGCACGCAAGUGGAAAUGUAUAAAAAGCCAGCAGCGUGUUAACGGUUGUGGAAGGUGUUUUUUGAAAUUGCAAAAGUAUUCUGAUUGAGUAGCUGAUAACAAAGAGCACAAUAAAAACAUAUUGGUAUUAUUAUAUUUAAUAAUUAAUUAAUUUGAGUAAACUACAUGGAUGCGAUACAUAUUGCUGUUGCGGUCGGCAAACUGUAUAUAGAAGCUGAAGAGGAGGCUGCCCAACUCAGGAGAAACAUACGCAAGCGAAAAUCCAAGAUGAGGCAAAGGAUGGCGAGGAGACGUGCCAUAAUAGCAUGUCUCGCUUUCUUUUGUUGCUACAGGGCAUCUGUGAUGCAAACGGCAGGUUUUUAGAUGUCUACAUUGGGGAGACAGGCUCUGUGCAUGACGCACUGAUGCUGCGCAGGUCCCCGAUGUAUCAGGAGGCCCUCUAUCCACCACCGGGGUACUUCCUGCUGGGAGAUGGAGGCUACCCUUGUCUGCAGCAUCCUGUCGCCAUCAUGACCCCGUACCGCCAGCCUCUAGCAAGCCAUGUCGAAGCCAGAUACAACAGGUACCAUGCCAGAGGACGGAAUGUCAUAGAACGUACCUUUGGGAUCCUGAAGACACGCUGGCGUAGCAUCUUCUUGAGGGCUCUGGAGAUCCGGCCUCAGUUUGCCCCGAAAGUGGUUGGUGCUUGCUGCAUCCUGCACAACAUUUGUAUCGCAGAAGGGGACAUCCUAGAGGAGGUGGAGGACGACGACGACGUCCAUGGAAACAAAGAAUGUGUGGACAGGGACCUGUCGGGGAACGGGGUCAGAGGAAGGCUCUCCGCCCAGCUUUCUGCUCCGGAGGAACUGGCUGAUUGCCUUCGUGAACAUGACUAUAUCUCAGUUGAUGUGUAUAUAUGUUUUUGUUCUGUGUGACUGAUGUACGUUAUGACCCUCUUAUCAUUUGUUUUUGUCACAAUAAAGAACUCUAUACCCUGUGUUGAA